Messenger RNA from Anolis carolinensis (green anole), 2587 nucleotides. RefSeq names its product SLX1 homolog A, structure-specific endonuclease subunit (gene slx1a). The transcript has 7 exons. The record is from RefSeq and is a predicted model, not a curated record. Gene Ontology annotation, biological process: double-strand break repair via homologous recombination. Bases 123 to 1001 code for a protein of 292 amino acids. NCBI's taxonomy places the organism in Eukaryota, Metazoa, Chordata, Lepidosauria, Squamata, Anolidae. Gene Ontology annotation, molecular function: 5'-flap endonuclease activity; crossover junction DNA endonuclease activity. Gene Ontology annotation, cellular component: Slx1-Slx4 complex.
GUAAAGGUUUUCCCCUGACGUUAAGUCCAGUCGUGUCCGACUCUGGAGGUUGGUGCUCAUCUCCAUUGCUAAGCCGAAGAGCCGGCGUUGUCCGUAGACACCUCCAAGGUCAUGUGGCCGGCAUGACUGCAUGGAGCGCCGUUACCUUCCCGCCGGAGCGAACUCUCGGAUGUCUUCAGCAUCUGGAUGCAGCCAUGGUGGUAGAGGUGUGCAGUUUCUUUGGGGUCUAUCUGCUCUACUGCACCAAUCCACGGUACCAUGGACGCAUCUACAUUGGCUUCACAGUCAAUCCUGAACGGCGUAUCAUUCAGCACAAUGCCGGGAAACGCCGAGGUGGAGCCUGGAAGACAAGCGGCCGUGGGCCUUGGGACAUGGUGUUGAUUGUCCAUGGUUUUCCUUCAGAUGUAGCAGCCCUCCGGUUCGAGUGGGCCUGGCAGCACCCACAUUCCUCCCGCCGCCUCAACCAUGUUACCCGCCGCACAUCCCGGGAGCGUCAGUUUGACUUCCACCUGCGUGUCUUGGCCCACAUGCUCCGCACUGCGCCCUGGUGCCGCCUGCCCCUCACCAUCCGUUGGCUCAAGCAGGAAUAUGCUCGAGACUUCCCUCCAGACUUGGAGCCUCCUCUGCACAUGCCAGUGGCCUUUGGGCCAGUGAGAGCUGUCAAGGAGACCAAGGGAGCAAAGGCAGCACCUUCAGAGGGACAGGGAGUGACUCUGAAACGUUGUAGCGUCUGUCUGAAAAGGUUCCAGGAAGGAGAUGAUGACAUUCUCCUGCAUUGUUUUCACCCAGGGUGCACCAUGGUUGCACAUAUCAUGUGCCUGGCUAAUUUUUUCCUAGAGAAAGAACCAGAUCACAUCCUGCCCAUAGAAGGCCCGUGCCCAGGUUGCAAGAAUCUUGUGCUUUGGGGAGAUCUGAUCCGUCAUCAUAAAGGCUGUUAUGGUGACCUAGAGGCUGAUCCCACAUCCUCUCAAGAACACUGGGCUAAUGAACUGCAACUGUGAAGUGCCUUUUAAAGAGGUGAUCAAGGUUCGUCUUCUCCAGAAUAACCAGGAACACCAGGAUUUAGUGUGGAACAGCUCCUUUGACUCUUCUGCAUGUGGAGUAUUCUUCUACUUCCCUUUUCCCAGCUGGAUCUGGGACUUUCAAAAUUCCAGCCCCAGAAUCAUGCAUCAAAUGAACUACUUAAUUUUAUGAAGUGCAAUAAUGAAAUAAUGGACCAAGAAUUGGGCAUAUCUAUGAAACUAGUAUGGUAUGUGUGGGACAGGAUUCAUAGCCUCUAAGAAGAACAAAGAGUAAGCAUUGACUGGAUCAAGGAAAUGUAACAUUGGGUUGCCCAAGACAUUUGGACUGCAAAUCCCAUAUUUUCUGACUUGAUCAUGCUCAUCGUGGCUUCUGCAGCUGUAGUAUAAGAUAUUUAGAAGGUGCCAGGUUCCCUUCAAUUGAACUAGAUUAUUGAACAUUUUCUCCAGCUCAUAUGCCUUAAUUUUUUGGCAGCAAGUGCAUUGAACUGGCAUUCCAGUGUAUCAGAUCACUGACAUUAUGAAGUAGGAAUAGAGAUGUGAAAUGAGUAUGCAACUGUAUAGGAGCCAGUUCCCUCUGUGGAGGCACCCCCAUGGGUAGCACUUCCCCCAGCAAGCCUGAAUACAUAUUUUUCUUUCAAUGUGGUGACAGGAAAUGACAUAACAUCACUUUGUGUUGCCAUUUUAAGACCGUGUCGGAAAGGGAGUUUACAAAUACAAUGUUUAACUUUUUUGGUAUAAUUUAACACUCACACUUCACUGUGGGAACAAAAUGUAAAAGCCCUUAGAUUUGAAAAGGCUCAGAACUUUAUAAUGUUCUUUUAAAACAAGAGGAAGAUUCUGCUAUAUAAAAAAGCCGAAUCUUCCCUUUUGCCUUAAUUUAAAUACACAACCAUCUGCACCAGGGAUGGGAAUCAUGUCGUUUUAAGUUUCCCAUCAUUCCUCACCAUCAGUUCGUUAGAGCUUCUGGGGUUAGAAGUCAAAUAUCAUCAGAACACUUCCAUGAUUGGUUACAUCCACAGAAUGAACCGCCAUGGCUAAGAACCCUCAGGUGCAUACAAAUGCAAUAAGCAUCCUGCUUAAGAAACAACAACCAUUGACAGGUUUUACUAAAACCAAUGUUUGGACUUGUGAAUGUUUGAUAAGCAUGAAUUCUUCAGUCAAACUUCUCACACAAAGUCUAGGAAAACAGCAAAAUAUAUUAUUACAUUGCAUUGGUUUUUUUUUUAAAAGGAAUGAGGUGAUUAACAGUCAUGUCAGUUUGGCCUCAUUUAAUUAAAACAGCAAAAUCAUACUGCAGUCCUGUGUGACCGCUGCAAAGGAACUUCCCUUGGACCCUAUAAAGUCCUCCUUAGCAACAGUAGACCCUGAAGAGGAGCCAGGUGUGUCUGUUUUUAAAAAAUUCAGUCUGAUUUCCUUGCAGCUUGAUUUGUCAAAUCUUCAGUUACUGUGUACUUUUGCCUUUAACAACAGCUUGAUAUGCAGAGAUGAAUAGGUGACAAUUUUGUGUCAAUGCUGUGAAACCUGUUGAUUUUUGUAUACAUAGAUAUUAAAGGAAUACAAGCACA